Antrostomus carolinensis (chuck-will's-widow) is the source of this 2031-nucleotide messenger RNA. RefSeq names its product RAN binding protein 3 (gene RANBP3). The transcript is spliced from 17 exons. Gene Ontology annotation, biological process: protein export from nucleus. Bases 1 to 1773 code for a protein of 590 amino acids. Lineage: Eukaryota; Metazoa; Chordata; Aves; Caprimulgiformes; Caprimulgidae. The record is from RefSeq and is a predicted model, not a curated record.
AUGAAUGUGGUUGGAAAAAAACCAAUGAUUUCUCUUUUUACAGAAAAACCUGCCAUUGCUCCACCUGUCUUUGUAUUUCAGAAGGAUAAAGCACAGAAGUCCCUUGCAGAGCAAAAAGGUUUGUCGGAUUCAGGCGAGGACCCCCAGGGAGAGGUUGAGCCCCCCCACCAUGCUCUGGGUCACAGAGAAUCAGCUGGUGAGCGCGACUCUGAGCACCCUGCUCCCGCUGUUGCCUCAGUCAGUGCUACCCUGAGUCCCGCUUCUGAAGCCCAGCUUGCUCCUAUUCAACUGGCAGGGAGAUCAGCAGAUGGAUCAAGUCCAGAAGAUGGAGAUGAAUCUGAUCGAGAGGAUGGAAACUACUGUCCACCUGUAAAGCGUGAGAGAACUUCAUCUUUAACUCAGUUCCCUCCUCAGUCAGUAACAAAGAACAACGUCUUUAUGCCAUCAAGCUUCUGUGAACCCUCCACAGGCAAUUCUGACUCAGAACCAGAGGAAAAGAGCAGUGGAUUCCGGCUGAAGCCACCAAUACUUAUCCAUGGUCAGGCACCUAGUGCAGGUCUCCCUAGCCAGAAACCGAAGGAACAGCAGCGAAGUGUGCUACGUCCAGCAGUAUUACAGGCGCCACAGCCAAAAGCUUUCUCACAGAUGGUUCUCAGCAGUGGCACCAAUGGUGUAAAUAUCCCACCAGAUUCUGCAGCCACAUCGGAAUCGCUAAGUAAUGCAACACUGAAAAGUUCUGACUCUGAAGACAAGGCAGGAGAAUGUCAGAAAAAAGAGUCCAACAGUACUUCGGAUGAGGACAGCUGUGAGAAGGCAGAACUAAAUGCACAGCAAGCAUUUGUAUUUGGCCAAAACUUAAGAGAUAGAGUUAAGCUAGGAGAUGAAAGCGAUGAAACUGCCGAUGUGCAGAACACUGGCCUUCCUACAUCAGACGUACCUUCUGCAACAAAUUAUUUUCUACAGUACAUCAGUUCCAGUGUAGAGAACUCUACGAACAGUGCAGAUGCGUCUAGCAACAAGUUUGUAUUUGGACAGAACAUGAGUGAGCGAGUCCUAAGUCCACCAAAAUCGAAUGAAGGCAGUACAGAGAGUAAUAAGGAAAAUGCUGCUACAGAGUCUGGGUCUGAAUCAUCUUCUCAGGAAGCCACACCAGAGAAAGCUAAUAAUAUUUCAGAAUCGCUGGCAGAAUCUGCAGCAGCCUAUACUAAAGCAACAGCAAGGAAGUGUUUAUUAGCGAAGGUAGAAGUGAUUACUGGGGAGGAAGCUGAAAGUAACGUGUUGCAGAUACAGUGCAAGCUGUUUGUAUUUGAUAAAAACUCUCAGUCUUGGGUGGAAAGAGGUCGAGGACUUCUGAGACUCAAUGAUAUGGCCUCGACAGAUGAUGGAACAUUACAGUCUCGGCUGGUGAUGAGGACUCAGGGGAGUCUCAGGUUAAUCUUAAAUACCAAGCUCUGGGCUCAGAUGCAGAUUGAUAAAGCCAGUGAGAAGAGUAUCCGGAUCACCGCCAUGGAUACAGAGGACCAGGGAGUUAAAGUUUUUCUUAUAUCAGCAAGCUCUAAAGAUACAGGGCAGUUGUACGCUGCGUUACACCAUCGGAUCUUGGCCUUGAGGAGUAGAGUGGAACAAGAGCAAGAAGUCAAGAAUGUAGUCCCUGAGCCAGAGGUAACGCAAUCAAAUGAGGAGGACAGUGAUGACGAUGUCAUUGCGCCUUCAGGAUCAGUUGGAAGUGGUCCUAAUGAUGAAGGUGACGUGCAGAAUGUUGGCAGCACAUAGCAGAUGUGAGCCGAUCUGCUUGCAAGGCUGCUAUGAACACCAUCUUGCAGGCACCUCUGGAUACCCCAGGCCAGCUAUUAUUUCAGGCAGUGUUGAAGGCUCCAGGACUUAAGAACUGUGCAUCCCUGUUCUGUUUGUUUGGUUUUUUGGUCUGGAUCAGUAGAUUCCACACAAAAAAAGCAGACUUGGAAACUACCUGAAUGUGGUUUGGGACGUGAAAGCUCAUCAUAUUGAUGAGCCAAAAAAAAACAAAAACAA